Messenger RNA from Osmerus eperlanus (European smelt), 6007 nucleotides. RefSeq lists its product as uncharacterized. NCBI's taxonomy places the organism in Eukaryota, Metazoa, Chordata, Actinopteri, Osmeriformes, Osmeridae. The transcript is spliced from 17 exons. Gene Ontology annotation, cellular component: cell surface; apical plasma membrane. The coding region runs from base 130 to 5640 and encodes 1836 amino acids. The record is from RefSeq and is a predicted model, not a curated record. Gene Ontology annotation, biological process: neutrophil migration.
CAGCAGGCAGGUGCAGAAUAGAAUAAAAAGGCCCAUUUGAGGCUUUCAUCAGUGUGUUCACUUUGACUGAGGAGAAGAGAGCAGUGGGAUCAGAUCUACGUUCUAGUGCAUGUUUUUUGUCUGACGAGAAUGAAGCCUCGCAUGAUGAUGAUGUCAGAGGGUCUGUUGUUACUCCUGAUCAUGCAAGCUCUUCAUCAUGCUUCAGUUGGUCAAUCCACCACCCCUCCUUUCAGCACCACCACCUCUAGACCAACAACCACCACCACCCUUCCCUCCACCACUCCCCCUCCUGUGGUGUUCCUGUGUGGGGGCACACCUUGCCCAGCAGGCCAGGACUGUGUCAGUGUCAACGGUUCUCUUCGCUGUGCUGACCCCUGUAGCCAGUACUCAGUUCUGGACGAUGCCUGGCGUUCAACGGACUUCAGAAACGAUGGUAACCUGCACUGUGACCGGGAUAUCAGUUGGCAGGGAUGGUAUCGCUUGUUCCUGGGGGGGAACAGUACCCAGAUGCCAGAGACGUGUGUGGAAGAGAACAUGUGUGGGACCCACGCCGCUUUGUGGAUCACCACCCCUCACCCCCUGCUGAGAGACGGCGUGGUGGAACGGGGAACCUGUGGGAAAUGGUCCUGGGGCGCCGGCAACGGCAACUGCUGUGCAUUUAGGUCAAACCCCAUCCAUGUCAAAGCCUGUCCUGGCAACUACUACGUCUACAAGUUUGUCCAACCAGUUGGUUGUUACUUGGCUUAUUGUGCAGUUGGUUGGGGGAACUCCACCACCACCACCACCACCCCUCCUUUCACCACCACCACCUCUAUACCAACAACCACCACCACCCCUUCUACUACCACCACCCCUCCUACUACCACCACCACCUCUAGACCAACAACCACCACCACCCCUCCUACUACCACCACCCCUCCUUUCACCACCACCACCUCUAGACCAACAACCACCACCACCUCUAGACCAACAACCACCACCACCCCUCCUACUACCACCACCCCUCCUUUCACCACCACCACCUCUAGACCAACAACCACCACCACCCCUCCUUCCACCACCACCACCCUUCCCUCCACCACUCCCCCUCCUGUGGUGUUCCUGUGUGGGGGCACACCUUGCCCAGCAGGCCAGGACUGUGUCAGUGUCAACGGUUCUCUUCGCUGUGCUGACCCAUGUAGCCAGUACUCAGUUCUGGACGAUGCCUGGCGUUCAACGGACUUCAGAAACGAUGGUAACCUGCACUGUGACCAGCAUAUCAGUUGGCAGGGAUGGUAUCGCUUGUUCCUGGGGGGGAACAGUACCCAGAUGCCAGAGACGUGUGUGGAAGAGAACAUGUGUGGGACCCACGCCGCUUUGUGGAUCACCACCCCUCACCCCCUGCUGAGAGACGGCGUGGUGGAACGGGGAACCUGUGGGAAAUGGUCCUGGGGCGCCGGCAACGGCAACUGCUGUGCAUUUAGGUCAAACCCCAUCCAUGUCAAAGCCUGUCCUGGCAACUACUACGUCUACAAGUUUGUCCAACCAGUUGGUUGUUACUUGGCUUAUUGUGCAGUUGGUUGGGGGAACUCCACCACCACCACCACCACCCCUCCUUUCACCACCACCACCUCUAUACCAACAACCACCACCACCCCUCCUACUACCACCACCCCUCCUUUCACCACCACCACCUCUAGACCAACAACCACCACCACCCCUACUUCCACCACCACCACCCUUCCCUCCACCACUCCCCCUCCUGUGGUGUUCCUGUGUGGGGGCACACCUUGCCCAGCAGGCCAGGACUGUGUCAGUGUCAACGGUUCUCUUCGCUGUGCUGACCCAUGUAGCCAGUACUCAGUUCUGGACGAUGCCUGGCGUUCAACGGACUUCAGAAACGAUGGUAACCUGCACUGUGACCAGCAUAUCAGUUGGCAGGGAUGGUAUCGCUUGUUCCUGGGGGGGAACAGUACCCAGAUGCCAGAGACGUGUGUGGAAGAGAACAUGUGUGGGACCCACGCCGCUUUGUGGAUCACCACCCCUCACCCCCUGCUGAGAGACGGCGUGGUGGAACGGGGAACCUGUGGGAAAUGGUCCUGGGGCGCCGGCAACGGCAACUGCUGUGCAUUUAGGUCAAACCCCAUCCAUGUCAAAGCCUGUCCUGGCAACUACUACGUCUACAAGUUUGUCCAACCAGUUGGUUGUUACUUGGCUUAUUGUGCAGUUGGUUGGGGGAACUCCACCACCACCACCACCACCCCUCCUUUCACCACCACCACCUCUAUACCAACAACCACCACCACCCCUUCUACUACCACCACCCCUCCUACUACCACCACCACCUCUAGACCAACAACCACCACCACCCCUCCUACUACCACCACCCCUCCUUUCACCACCACCACCUCUAGACCAACAACCACCACCACCCCUCCUUCCACCACCACCACCCUUCCCUCCACCACUCCCCCUCCUGUGGUGUUCCUGUGUGGGGGCACACCUUGCCCAGCAGGCCAGGACUGUGUCAGUGUCAACGGUUCUCUUCGCUGUGCUGACCCAUGUAGCCAGUACUCAGUUCUGGACGAUGCCUGGCGUUCAACGGACUUCAGAAACGAUGGUAACCUGCACUGUGACCAGCAGAUCAGUUGGCAGGGAUGGUAUCGCUUGUUCCUGGGGGGGAACAGUACCCAGAUGCCAGACACGUGUGUGGAAAAGUACAUGUGCGGGACCCACGCCCCUUUGUGGCUCACUGCUCCUCACCCCCUGCUAGCAGACAGGGUGGUGGAACGCGGUGUGUGUGGGCACUGGGUGGACGACUGCUGUUACUUUAGGUCAAACCCGAUCCAUGUCAAAGCCUGUCCUGGAAACUACUACGUGUACAAGUUCGUCAACCCAAAUUUUUGUCAUGCGACUUAUUGUGCAGAGAGUCGAGGGAUCUCCACCACCACCACCCCUCCUACUACCACCACCCCUUCUACCACCACCCCCUCAGCAGCAGAAGGGGAGUUACGUCUGGCUGGGGGGAACACUUCCUGCUCCGGCAGAGUGGAGAUCUACCACCAGGACCAGUGGGGGACGGUGUGUGAUGACUUUUGGGACGUGCAGGAUGCCCAGGUGGUGUGUAGUCAGCUGGGCUGUGGCCGCGCUCUGUCUGCUCCGAUGUCUGCCAGCUUCGGCCAGGGCAGCGGGCCCAUCUGGCUGGACGAUGUCAGGUGUUCGGGGUCAGAGUCCUCCCUGGCAGAGUGUAGCCACCUGCCCUUCGGCUCACACAACUGUGUACACGGUGAAGAUGCCGGGGUCAUCUGUGAAGCUGUCGAUCCUCUGAGAUUGGUGAACGGUUACCCUGACAACCCUGCCUGCUCCGGCAGAGUGGAGAUCUACCACCAGGACCAGUGGGGGACGGUGUGUGAUGACUACUGGGACGUGCAGGAUGCCCAGGUGGUGUGUAGUCAGCUGGGCUGUGGCCGCGCCCUGUCUGCUCCGAUGUCUGCCAGCUUCGGCCAGGGCAGCGGGCCCAUCUGGCUGGACGAUGUCAGGUGUUCGGGUUCAGAGUCCUCCCUGGCGAACUGCAGCCACCUGCCCUUCGGCUCACACAACUGUGUACACGGUGAAGAUGCCGGGGUCAUCUGUGAGGUUGGUCGCGGAAACUCCACCACCACAACCACCCCUCCUUCCACCACCACCACCCUUACCUCCACCACUUCCCCUCCUGUGGUGUUCCUGUGUGGGGGCACACCUUGCCCAGCAGGCCAGGACUGUGUCAGUGUCAACGGUUCUCUUCGCUGUGCUGACCCCUGUAGCCAGUACUCAGUUCUGGACGAUGCCUGGCGUUCAACGGACUUCAGAAACGAUGGUAACCUGCACUGUGACCAGCAUAUCAGUUGGCAGGGAUGGUAUCGCUUGUUCCUGGGGGGGAACAGUACCCAGAUGCCAGAGACGUGUGUGGAAGAGAACAUGUGUGGGACCCACGCCGCUUUGUGGAUCACCACCCCUCACCCCCUGCUGAGAGACGGCGUGGUGGAACGGGGAACCUGUGGGAAAUGGUCCUGGGGCGCCGGCAACGGCAACUGCUGUGCAUUUAGGUCAAACCCCAUCCAUGUCAAAGCCUGUCCUGGCAACUACUACGUCUACAAGUUUGUCCAACCAAAUAAUUGUUACUUGGCUUAUUGUGCAGUUGGUCGCGGAAACUCCACCACCACAACCACCCCUCCUUCCACCACAACCACCCCUCCUUCCACCACCAUCACCCUUACCUCCACCACUCCCCCUCCUGUGGUGUUCCUGUGUGGGGGCACACCUUGCCCAGCAGGCCAGGACUGUGUCAGUGUCAAUGGUUCUCUUCGCUGUGCUGACCCCUGUAGCCAGUACUCAGUUCUGGACGAUGCCUGGCGUUCAACGGACUUCAGAAACGAUGGUAACCUGCACUGUGACCAGCAUAUCAGUUGGCAGGGAUGGUAUCGCUUGUUCCUGGGGGGGAACAGUACCCAGAUGCCAGAGACGUGUGUGGAAGAGAACAUGUGUGGGACCCACGCCGCUUUGUGGAUCACCACCCCUCACCCCCUGCUGAGAGACGGCGUGGUGGAACGGGGAACCUGUGGGAAAUGGUCCUGGGGCGCCGGCAACGGCAACUGCUGUGCAUUUAGGUCAAACCCCAUCCAUGUCAAAGCCUGUCCUGGCAACUACUACGUCUACAAGUUUGUCCAACCAGUUGGUUGUUACUUGGCUUAUUGUGCAGUUGGUUGGGGGAACUCCACCACCACCACCACCCUUCCUCCAACCACUACUGCCACCUCCAGACCAACAACCACAACCAUCACCAUCAUCCCAGAGCUGGUGUGUGGUAGGAGCUUCCUUGAUGUGGGUCUCCUCAAGUCUCAGCUAGCGGCCAAACGUCUGGACUCCUCCUCUGCUCACAUGGCCGACCCCCGCUGCUCCUCCCAGGAGAUUAACGGGACGGUGUGGUUCCAGGUGGAGCGCAGGGAGGGCAGCUGUGGAACCACUCUGACGACCAACGGCAGCCACGCCAUCUACUCCAACAGUCUGUUUGUGUACCCGUUCAGUGAGAACUUGGUUCAACCCCUGAGGAUCCCUUUCUCCUGCUCCUAUCCUCUGGAGACAGUGGCUAGCCUGGAUGUGGCCAUCAAACCAUACCUGGAACUUGAAGGUGCGGUGAGAGAUGAGGGUGCCAAGGCCAGGACCUCCAUGUCUCUGUUCCGUGAUGCCAACUACACAGCUCCUUACCCAGCAGGCCGUGUCACUCUGCCCCUGGGCUCUGCUCUGCAUGUGGGUGUGUCUGUUGAAGAGACGGACGCUGGCAUCUUUGUGGUCGUUUUGGAGGACUGCUACACCACCCACUCCCCUGAUCCUGAUGACCUCCUGAAAUACUUCCUCAUCCAGCACAGGUGUUCUACCGACCGUCACCAGGUGACCGUGGACGAGAAUGGCUUGUCCCUCCAGGCUCGCUUCUCUGCGCUGCUGUUCCUGUUCCAGGGGGACUACAGGGACGUCUACCUGCACUGCAGCCUCAACCUGUGUGACCAGAGAAACUCCUCCUGCUCUCCUAUGUGUUCCAGAAGGUUUGUCCGCUCUAUCGACGAACUUGUGCCCCUCCAACCUGUCUCAGUCGGACCAAUCACCUGGAGCCAGAGUCUGGAGUAAGCUGAUGAAGUCACACCUCCCUCAGAACGGCUUCAUGACCAUCCCUAUGGCAACCAGCUCAGGCUCUCUCCUGUCUCUCUCCUGGCUCUCCUUUGAAAUGUUUUAACCCUGGAAAUGAUGACAGAACACCCUGCAUAUAAAUAACUAUAAGCUUUAAAUUGUGGGUUACUGUUUCUGAAGGUUUGCAUUCUAUAAUUAUAAAUUGCAUACUAGGGAAUAGUGGGAACAUUGGUAAAUAAGUAUAGCCUACUAAAUAAACAUACUACUUUUCCUUUAACUUAAUCACUUAUCUGGAACAAAAUCAGGGAUUUAUGUGUAAUAUUCAAGGCUUGAUGAAGUCUGACUCAAAUAAAGAAGUAAAAAUUGC